Molecule: messenger RNA, 4018 nt
Organism: Megachile rotundata (alfalfa leafcutting bee)
Lineage: Eukaryota; Metazoa; Arthropoda; Insecta; Hymenoptera; Megachilidae
Product: myelin regulatory factor
Biological process (GO): protein autoprocessing; positive regulation of DNA-templated transcription
Cellular component (GO): nucleus; endoplasmic reticulum membrane
Molecular function (GO): sequence-specific DNA binding; DNA-binding transcription factor activity
Source: RefSeq, a predicted model, not a curated record
GGAACUGAAGUUUAGUCCGCGCCUCGGGAUUCGACACGGCUGCUGGGUGUACGAGUGUACGGCAGAGAAUAAACACGGAGAAAUCGUUUCCACGAACGGGAACAGAAACAGAAUCGGUACACAAGUUCGUCGAGUGUACAAGUUUCAUUUCGCGUUGGACCAAAUUUUCGAUUUCCUCGCGAUGGUCGCGUCUACCGUGCCGAUUCUCGACGUCGAUCGUUCGUAGAUCGUGUCGCUGCACUCGAAGAUACACGAGUGAGCACACUGAAAGAGUCGUGACGUUUAGUGAAUUUGAAGAGAAACUAAACGAAGAAUCAAAGUACGUGGAAUACGUGAUACAUUACGGAGCAAGAGAGACUUGUUCGAGAGAAAGAGAAGUGAGAGAGGCAGAGAAAGAAAAAAAACGGAAGAGAGUUACAUUAAACGUUGCGUACUAUGUGGGACGUCACGUCGAGUGACAUCGUAGCCUGGAGACAAAAUGGGGCCCGUUGAAGGGGCCCGGAAGAUCUCAGGGGUCCGAUUAUCAACGGAGGUAUGGAUGUCAUCGGGGACGGGGACGAUCAAACCCUCCAGGCGAUUCUCGGUCGGGACGAUUUCGACGGAGGGCUGGACUUCUCGCAAUUGGAAGAUUUUAUUAACAGCGACAGCGAACAACCGGCUACAUAUUUCGCGGACACCCUUGCUCACAAUGAAAACGGGGGUGGAACGACCAGUCAUGGUGGUCGCGUCGAAGCGACGACCACUCAACCACUCUCUCGAUUACCCUCGCCGAUUGCUCAAAGUCAUCCGGUCUCGAGUACCUGCACAUCCGGUACCACGACCGUUCAAAAUGGCGCCGCUUACAAGGAUCCACAAUCGUACGUUCACCCCCACGCGUUACCAGAAAGUCCACCAGACAGCGGUAGCGAGCCGCCAUAUUCGCCACCGGGUCACAACGAUACUCAACACGUGCACUCACCACAUCAAAAGGUAGCUCUUCAGGAAAUGCUGCUCCAUCAUCAGGGCAAUCAGGCAAAUUACGCUCCAAACCUGUUACCAUCCUCACCAAGAACUUUAACGUCGUCCACGGAUCCGAUGCUACUGACGCAUUCGGUUCUAACGUCGCACCUUGGGUCUACGACACCGAAUAUUCAACCGCAACAACAGAUAAGUCAGAAUCUCGUGCCUUUGCCGCACGAACACAGCCCUGGAAACAUCAACACCCUGUACUCGUCCUUGCAAUCGGCGCCUAAGAAGAGAAAAUUGAGCCAGGAUGGACUUGUCCAUGUAAAGCAGGUGCAACGAGAACCUGAAUUAGGCACGGUGGAACACAGCUGUAGCAGUAGCAGCGCAGUCCUCGACGGUGACGAAGUCGCGGAAAACGGUUACAUCGAUGCUAGUUACCAGUGCAUCCGGUUUCAUCCGUUUCAGCAGACAUCUUGGCACGUUCUUUGCGAUCAUAAUUUGAAAGAACUUCCAGUACCUCAUUACCGGGUGGACGCGGACAAGGGAUUCAAUUUUAGUAAUUCGGAUGAUGCGUUUGUCUGUCAGAAGAAAAAUCACUUCCAGAUUACCUGCCAUGCUCAGCUCCAAGGAGAAGCUAUAUUCGUCAGAACUGGCGAAGGUCUAAAGAAAAUAAGCAGCUUUCAGUUACACUUUUAUGGCGUUAAAGUCGAGUCCCCGACCCAAACGAUCAGAGUUGAGCAGAGUCAAAGCGACAGAAGCAAAAAACCGUUCCAUCCGGUGACAGCUGCUUUCAGGGUGGAAUUAGGCGGUGAACGUGUCACGAAGGUGACAGUUGGCCGUCUUCACUUCAGCGAAACGACCAGCAAUAACAUGCGGAAGAAAGGGAAACCGAAUCCGGAUCAAAGAUAUUUUCAUUUGGUUGUCGGAUUGCAUGCUCACACCGCGGACCAAGCUAGCUAUCAAGUAGUGGCUCAUGCAUCGGAGAGGAUAAUCGUCAGGGCAAGUAAUCCAGGACAAUUCGAGUCAGAAGGCAGUGGUGUCGGCGCAGAAGGUGGUUGGCAAAGAGGAUCAGCUCCGGACAGCGUUUAUCAUGCUGGUCGAGUUGGGAUCAACACAGACAGGCCUGACGAAGCUCUUGUAGUUCACGGCAAUAUGAAGGUGACGGGUCAUAUUGUUCAACCCAGCGAUGCACGAGCGAAGCAAAACGUACAAGAAAUAGAUACGCGUGAACAAUUGCGGAACGUGCAGCAGCUGAGGGUUGUUCGCUACAGAUACGCCCCGGAAUUUGCUCAGCAUUCAGGUUUAGGCAUUAAACAGCAAGAGGACACAGGUGUGAUUGCACAGGAGGUCCAACAAAUACUACCAGAAGCUGUGCUGCCAGCCGGUGAUAUAGUUCUUCCAAAUGGUCAGAGGAUCGAGAAUUUUUUGGUAGUGAACAAGGAGAGGAUAUUCAUGGAAAACGUUGGUGCUGUGAAAGAACUAUGUAAAGUGACGGAUAGCUUGGAAACUCGUAUAGACCAGUUGGAACGAAUAAACAAACGGUUAGCAAAGUUGAAGAGAGACGAUAGUUUGAAAAGUUCAAUCAGUACGAUAUCUAGUAAGACCACUGUACAGGGAAAGGGAAAAAAGAACGAACGGGAGGACGAGUUUCUUUGUAGUAACAAGUUCAUUCAGAUCGUCAUCGUUAUACUUAUCCUUAUCAUGGCCUUUUGCCUAGUUGCAAUGGCGACGUUGUAUUUCUUAGAGUAUCAGAAACGUAGCAACUUCGAGUGGCCAGCAGUAAGUAGUAAUGGAAUGUUGGCCAUAAGACCAGCCCAUCCGUUGACAAUAUCGAGUACACCUAAUUACGAUCCGAGAUACAAUUCCUUAUUGGAUAGCACGUUGUCCUCCUUGUACACUAAACAUGGAUCGCACAGCAGAGGUUUAGAUAGCAGUUUGUCGGUGAAAAGCAACGCGUUUUCCACGUCAACGCCGCAUACAAAGCAACAGCUUUACUCUCAUGAAAUAACUUGGUACCCUACCAGUCAUUCGGGGCCACAACCAAAACUUGACAAGAAUAGUGAAUUUCCUGGCAACUGGUUGAGCAGAAAUGGCGCAGGCGUUAUCCCCAGUAAUGUAGAUGAGAAUGAUCAGGGAUCGGACGUAGAAACUUCAUCUUUGAACAAAGGUCCGAUUCCUUUAGGUAGACCAGUAGAUUGUCCUAGACACUUUAGCGAAUUUGGAAAUCCUUGUAAGGUGCAUUGCUGCACUACCAAGAUGCAUCAGUUUGAGGAGCUUCAACCUGAUCAUCCUCCAGAGAAGAAAUCAAUUUCAGACCAUAUAGAACAGCCUUUGAACGUACACGAAGAAAAACGGAAAAUAACCAAAGGUUUUCAGAAUGGUAUCAACCCUUCUGAUCCAAGCACGCAGACGCUUGUGAAAGAGAAUAAUUACAAAUAUUCUUACAAGAGGACGAGAAGGGAAACUAGCGGUGGAGUCUGGGCGGAAGUUGGCAGUAACGCCGCGGGAUCGUUGCCACCAGAACCUAAACCACAAUUGUGGAUAGUGGCGGAGAAUUUUAACGCUUCGCUGGAUCAGAAGUAUUGCUCCGCAUCUUCGCAGGAUACGCCGAAUAAUAUUACUUGCGUCAUUCCUUUAUCCAAGUAUAUGCCAGAUGUUCGUCUCACAUUGCAUUUUGUUGGAAUGCCAGGGUACGGACAAGUAGUACAACAAUGCACUUCGUCAACUAAUCCCGGCAUUGACGAAUCGAUGAUAUGUAGUCCAAAAUAUGCAAUACAGCCGCAAACCGAGUUGAAAAUCGAUAUUGAAAAUAACAACCAACGGGGAGAUCAAUCAUUUCCUCUUGAUGUUGCUCAUUAUCUUCGGAAAACACUGAGGUUUCGUGUACCAACCGUACAGCCACAAGAGAACAUUUGUAAGAAUAUACACGGCGUCGAUUAUUCGGAAUAUACAUUGCACUUUUAUCGAGAUUGCGACGAGUGAUUGAUUUCUAUUGCGACAUGACAUGACCCAAGGACUUUAAUGUUUUUAUUCCGGAAAGGAAGAUCGUUGAAUAAAAGUACUGCAGGACCUU